Lithohypha guttulata is the source of this 2214-nucleotide messenger RNA. RefSeq lists its product as uncharacterized. Bases 1 to 2214 code for a protein of 737 amino acids. Gene Ontology annotation, biological process: microtubule-based movement. The record is from RefSeq and is a predicted model, not a curated record. NCBI's taxonomy places the organism in Eukaryota, Fungi, Ascomycota, Eurotiomycetes, Chaetothyriales, Trichomeriaceae. Gene Ontology annotation, cellular component: microtubule; kinesin complex. The transcript has 2 exons. Gene Ontology annotation, molecular function: ATP binding; ATP hydrolysis activity; microtubule binding.
AUGAGUGUACGUGUGGUAGCUAGGAUACGGCCUCUGCUCAAAGCGGAGGCUGAAAAGGACCAAAUAUUAUCCAUACAUGAGGGUAGCGAUGGAAAGCCACAAAUCGUCAAGAUACCCAAUCCCAAGUCGCAGAACGAGGAAUACAGCUUUGCGUUUUCAGCAGCAUAUGGCGCAGAUAUAUCGCAGCAAGGUUUGUUUGAUGCAGAAGUUGCACCUACCAUCAAGCACCUGUUCCAAGGAUUCGAUGUCACGCUGUUCGCGUAUGGUGUGACAGGUAGUGGGAAGACUCAUACGAUGCGUGGUGGCAAAUUGCUUGCGGACAGAGGAAUGAUUCCACGACUACUGAGCAGCAUCUUCCGCAAGAGUAAGGCUCUAGAGAAAUCAAGUAAUGGCAAAACCACAGUCGAUGUCCUCAUGAGUUAUUACGAGAUCUAUACAGACAAAGUGUUUGAUCUCUUCGAGCCACCAGAGAAACGCACAAACACCGGUCUACCCAUUCGAGAAGCUGAGGGAGGAAAAACGGUCGUGGCUGGUCUGUCAGAAGUCCCAUGCUCAAGUUUGAAAGAGUUCGAAUUUCUUUAUGAUAAGGCAAAUGCCAAUAGAAGUGUUGGGUCCACCAAGCUGAAUGCUGAGAGCUCGAGGUCGCAUGCGAUUCUGCGAGUAAAAGUUACCAUCUCUACCGCGACCGAGUCUCGAGCCUCAACCAUAUGUGCUAUUGAUCUGGCUGGGUCCGAAGACAACAGGCGUACGGGCAACGUGAAGGAGAGAAUGGUGGAAUCAGCUUCAAUCAACAAGUCAUUGUUUGUACUCGCUCAAUGUGUCGAGGCCAUAAGCAAGAAGCAGUCACGGAUACCCUAUCGCGAGUCAAAAAUGACACGAAUACUGAGUUUGGGGCAAAAUAACGGACUUACUGUGAUGAUACUCAACCUUCCACCCACAAAAGCCUUUCAUCUCGACACUCUGACCUCUCUCAACUUUGCAAACCGAACGAAGAAGAUUGAGGUUAGAGAGGUUGAGAAUGAGCCCAUCUUCAAAGGUCCUCCUCGGCCUCCUUCCACGACCAAUACGGGAGUGGUUAGAAAACCUCUUCGACCAUUGAGCAAUAUAUCCACAAACGCCAAUAUACUUGCCAACAAGGAAGCACAGAUUGACAAGGAGAAGCCAAUUAAAUUGUUCUCAGUUUAUGCUGACAAGUCUCAUACUGGUACCGGUCGAUCUGUGCCGCAGAAAUCUUCACCAUUGAAGCGUACUGCAACCGACAUGCUUGCAUCUUUUCGUCCGCUCAAGCAACCUCGACCAACAACGUCUACUACAUCUCUUCUUCGUAAAGGCCCUCCCGAAACUCAGAAAAUAACUGCCGCGACUCUCGAUGCUCUGGUAGAAAGGAAGGUGUCAGAAAUUCUUGCUGCACGAGAGCAAAAUGCGCCGCCACCAUCAGCAGCAAUAGAAAAAGCGAUUCCAGCAGAUGUCCAAGCUCGCCUCGACUCAAUAGAGCGCCGUCUGGAAGGUCAAGAAGGAGAAAGAGCCGAAGGUUUGAGCUAUCUGUUCAUGGCUAAACAACACCAGGCAAGAGGAGAGGACUUCAGUGCACUUAAGAUGUAUGAACUGGCGCAGCCUUUCUUCCCUGCUAACGAGAAGCUACAACGCAAGAUUGAAAAGUUACGUACGAAAGUGAUUGAGAGCAGGAAAAGCAAACAGGAAUCUGCAGAGCCAGAGCGCUGUCAACAUGGCCAAAAUCUCGAAGCUGAAGAAGAUGUUCGACCAGGCAAACAAGAUCCAAAACAGGGUCGAAGAGAUGAACCUGACGUGGACGAGAGCUAUGGACAAGAAGCAGAAGCGGAAGCAGACACACAUUCCGACGGCUCGCCUCCAAUACGCAAGAAAAAGUCCUCUAAACCCUCAGACUCAACUUCAAAACACUGUCCAAUCUCUGCCUCAAGAGAUUCUCCCGACCCUCUAAUCGACAAUAGUACCUCCGACGCCCCACUAACACCCAGAACAAUCCACCUCAUAUCUAUCCUCAACGCACGGAGCAUAUCUCAGCUCAAAGGACUUAGCGGUCUAGGCACGAAGAAGGCGGAGUCAAUCGUACAACAUCUUGAGGACCGCGGAGGCGCAUCUGGCUUGGAGUGUUGGGACGAUGUGCUUGGGUUGGAGGUCCGUGGUAUUGGGAGGAAGACUUGGGAGAGUGUAAGGGAAGGGUUGAUUGUGUAA